AAACACACUAUUGCUGUCAGCUGGGUUUAACGCAUCCAUGUGAAUGACAGAGCAGUAGAAAAUUAAAAUAAAUUUCGUUUCAAUUAUUUUAUAAAGUUGAAUAUCCAGAAAUAUCAAUUAAAAUGAAUCGCGUUAAGGCAACUCAGUCGAAGACCGGUGAAAUUAUUGCCUACAGCGAGGGUGCCAUACGAUUCAAUAUUUCUACUGUCGAAUAUUGUCGCACUUCGAUGGCUGCCAUUUCGGGUUGCGCUGCUGGUAUCUUGGGCUUGAGCGGCACUCUGGGUUUCCUCUUUUACUUUCUCUCCGUUUUCGUUCUCUGGGUUAUGGUGCUGCUUAAGUCAGGAUCACAGUGGCGCAGAUAUUUCAUUAACCGGAGCAAUUUACUGACCAACCAAUUCAUGGGCGGCCUUUGCACUUAUGUGCUCUUCUGGACAUUCUUAUAUGGCAUGGUGCAUGUGUAUUAAAUUAUAGCAUUUAUAUAUACAUACAUAUAUCAACCUAAAUAAAUUUAUCUAGCUUAAGACACUUGGCAAAAUGGA
Molecule: messenger RNA, 539 nt
Organism: Drosophila willistoni
Lineage: Eukaryota; Metazoa; Arthropoda; Insecta; Diptera; Drosophilidae
Gene: EMC6
Product: ER membrane protein complex subunit 6
Exons: 2
Coding region: 123-464 (113 amino acids)
Biological process (GO): protein folding in endoplasmic reticulum; autophagosome assembly
Cellular component (GO): endoplasmic reticulum; membrane; EMC complex
Source: RefSeq, a predicted model, not a curated record